UGUGUGCAGGGCGGGACUCGGGAGGAGUUUGUACGGGCUGGGCAGAGUGUGCAGGGAACAGGACUCGGGGUUGCACCGGACGGAGCGGGAGUGGACUCGGGACAGUGAGGUGGCCCUGGGGUCGGGAGCGCUGCCUGCCGCAGUCAUGGAGCCGAGCGCGGACCUGGCCUUGCUGAUUGCUGUGGUUGUCAUUGCCGCGACAGCCUUGCUGUUAGUUUUCAAGGCUAGGAGAUCCCAGAGGAAGAGUGAUCCCAUUACAUUACAGGAUCCACACACUAAGUAUCCAUUGCCAUUGAUAAAGAAAGAGGAGAUCAGCCACGAUACCAAGAAAUUCAGGUUUGGGCUUCCGUCGCCGGAUCAUAUAUUAGGGCUACCUAUAGGCCAGCAUGUUUACCUCUCUUCCAAAAUCAAUGGUAAUCUUGUCAUCCGGGCCUACACUCCAGUUUCCAGUGAUGAAGUAAAAGGUUAUGUUGACUUAAUUAUAAAGGUCUACUACAAAAAUGUCAAUCCCAAAUUCCCUGAAGGCGGGAAGAUGUCCCAGUACUUAAACAGCAUGACUGUUGGGGAUACCAUUGACUUCAGAGGGCCAAACGGGCUCCUUGUAUACAAGGGGACAGGUAACUUUGUUAUCAAGCCUGACAAGAAGUCUGAAGCACACAGAAAGUUUGUAAAGCAUCUUGGGAUGAUAGCUGGAGGAACAGGAAUAACUCCGAUGUUGCAGCUGAUCCGUCACAUCACAAAGGAUCCUAAUGAUAAUACAAAAUGUUACCUCCUUUUUGCUAAUCAGACUGAAAAAGACAUAUUACUGAGAGCAGAGCUAGAAGAGGUAGCCAAGAAUCACCCUGAUCAAUUUAAAGUGCGGUAUACAUUGGACAGACCUCCUCACGAUUGGAAGUAUAGCUCUGGCUUCAUUACUGCAGACAUGAUUAAAGCAUACCUCCCUCCUCCAGGCAGAGAGACUCUUAUUCUGAUGUGUGGGCCUCCACCUAUGAUUCAGUUUGCGUGUCAGCCCAAUCUGGAAAAACUUGGUUAUCCCAAAGAUAACACAUUCGCUUAUUAACACUGAUGCAAUGCGGUACAUCUCAUUCACAUGCAGAAAUAAUCCAUUUGCUACAGCACUUUUAGAACAAUGUAAGUUGAUUGCAAUUUUCAUAGUCAUAAUUAAGGGUUUUAUUGAACAGCUGAGUAAUUUUGUUCUGCCUCUGUUACCUUGAAUGUUUUUAAUACUGAGAGCUUAAGUAAUAGUCUUUAAAUAUCUUCUAUUAAGCAAUAAGACAUGGAGAUGCAUAUCUGGCUAACUAUAAUAUGGAGAGCGUGUUAAUAUACAAAGUUAAAGGCCAAAUGAUUCUAGCUACCCGACAUUAAGUUGCCCUGAAAUGUUCUGCCUUUUUUGCUAUGAGAUAAAAUUUGUAUCCAAUGAUAGGGGGGUGGGGGGGUCAGUUUAUUUUAUUAAUUAUAUACUUGGGUAUAGCACUGACAUUCAGUAGCCUACAAUUGUCUUAAAUUCUGAACCUAUUUCCUAACUUACGCAAGAUUUGUGUGACAAGACUCUACAUGUAAUCCAUUAAUUACAAUGUGAAUAAAUUAAUUUCUUUCCUGUAUGAAAGAGGGGAUAAAGAAUACAGUAACUCCUCA
Messenger RNA from Trachemys scripta elegans, 1635 nucleotides. RefSeq names its product NADH-cytochrome b5 reductase 2. Gene Ontology annotation, cellular component: mitochondrion. Lineage: Eukaryota; Metazoa; Chordata; Testudines; Emydidae. The transcript has 9 exons. The record is from RefSeq and is a predicted model, not a curated record. Gene Ontology annotation, molecular function: FAD binding; oxidoreductase activity. Bases 146 to 1060 code for a protein of 304 amino acids.